AUGCAUGCGACAAUAGCACGGCUGGUGAGGUCAUCAGUGACUGUUCUCGGAGCAGGUUCACAAGGUAGACGCCUGGCUUACAUGUGGUCAAGCAGAGGCAACGAUGUCCACUUGAUUGAUGGAAAACCAAGUCAACUCCAGGAGAGCGUUGAGAAUGUCAAUCAACUACGAUCUCAACUGGAUCCAAAUGGCAACUUUGGCAAAGUGCGUGCACAUUCGCCAGAUUUCAUGAGAGCUGCCCUGAGUGAAUCAUGGCUCGUGGUCGAGUGCGUUCCCGAACGCUUGCGCCUGAAGCAGGAGGUCAUGGCCCAACUUGAUGACUUGGCGCCAGAGGAAACAAUCAUUGCAUCCAAUUCUAGCAGCUACCCUUGUUCUGAACUUGUCUCUGGGCUAUCUCUGAAGAAUGCGAAACGAGUUUUGAGCGCCCAUACCUACUGGCCACCGGAAACUACAGUCAUUGAGAUCAUGGGGCACGAAUCGACUGAUCCAUCUCUGAUUCGAACCAUGAUGGAGCGAUGCGCUGCACAUGGAUUUUCGCCAUUUCAUGUGAGAAGAUCAUCAAUUGGAUACAUUUACAAUAGGCAAGUCAUUCAUGUGCGCGAUGGGCGUCAACGCGCGGAGGGCGCGGGUACACCAGAGGAAAUUGACGCCAUUUUUAAAGGCGUAUUGAAGACCGAAAAGGGUCCAUUUGAGCUUAUGGAUAUUGUCGGCCUCGACGUAGUGUUCGAUAUUGAGAAGCAUUAUGCUGCUGCGAGAAGAGAUAUCCCGGAACAGCCAAGAAGCUAUUUGGCCAGUUACCUUGAGAAGGGACAUCUCGGCGCGAAGAGUGGACGGGGGUUCUACAGAUAUGACAGCUCUCCAUCGAUGCAGCCAGCAAGUCAUCAGGAGAUUGCAUCUACUACAGCCGCAUGA
Messenger RNA from Metarhizium robertsii ARSEF 23, 912 nucleotides. RefSeq names its product Zn(2)-C6 fungal-type DNA-binding domain protein. The coding region runs from base 1 to 912 and encodes 303 amino acids. Gene Ontology annotation, biological process: fatty acid metabolic process. Gene Ontology annotation, molecular function: oxidoreductase activity, acting on the CH-OH group of donors, NAD or NADP as acceptor; NAD+ binding. Lineage: Eukaryota; Fungi; Ascomycota; Sordariomycetes; Hypocreales; Clavicipitaceae. The transcript has 6 exons. The record is from RefSeq and is a predicted model, not a curated record.